Messenger RNA from Rotaria sordida, 510 nucleotides. NCBI's taxonomy places the organism in Eukaryota, Metazoa, Rotifera, Eurotatoria, Philodinida, Philodinidae. The record is from the annotation of a GenBank genome assembly.
AUGCAAUUUAUUUCCUUUUGCCUUUUUACUAUUAUUUGUGGCUAUUCAUUGGUCAUUUCAGCUCCUGUCAAUCAAAAUACCCCUGAUUCUCAAGAAACCAAACAACAAAAAGCAACUGCUAUUGCUGGUCGUCUUUUAAAAGAACUUGCUAAUGAACAACUUGCAUCAAAUCAUAAAGAAGAAUCUUUAAUAAAAGAUGAAAAUAAGCAACCUAAAACAGAAAAAGUUGAAGCACAUUUAUCAAAAGAAAGUGAUAAUAUUGAUGAUGACGACACUGACUUUAUUCCAAUAGUUGAUGAUUUAUAUGAAAUAUAUGGUAAUAAAUAUAAUCAAGAACCUGAUGAUGAAGAAUCGUCUUCAGAAUUUAUCGAUAAUGAAUACUUGUUGCCGAUCAAUAGACAACAAUUAAUGAGAUAUUUUGCUGAAGAAGAAGAUAGUGAUGAAAAUUUAACACCAGUGAUACAUUCACCAGUAAUGGAUGAUACUCUAAUGACAGCUGAAAGCCAUUGA